GCCGCGCCGCCGCUCGCUGAUGCUGCUCCUCGCUCGCCGGCCACCCUAUACCGCGCCCCUCGCCGGCGUCGACGCCAGCCCUAUUCCCCCUUCCUUCCACGCCGCACCCACCCUUUCUCCUUCUCUAACCAUUCAGUACCAGCGCCGCCGCCUACCCAACGCCGCCCCUCUUCUCUCGCACCACCUCCACCCUCCACCACCGCCGCCCUCCGCCCUCCAAUCCACCCCGUACACGCCGCCAUGGACCUCCGCGCCGCCCCAACCAUUUCCCCAGCCUCACCUGCUAGGGUUCGGAGGCAACCAACUCCCGCGGGGCGGCGCCGGCCGCCGGUCCUCCGUCUACCGAGCCAGCGCCAAGGAGCGGCUGGUAGCACCCUCUCCGGCCGUCCUGAUUCCAGCCGGACCUGCGUCUACCGAGGCGGCGCCAAGGGGGGAGCAAGGCACGCCGCUGCAGCCGUCCAACUCGGCAACGACCUGCUCACAGCUAACUGGUCAUGGUGGUCUCACAGAGCACCGCUUCCCGAGUGGACCUGCUGGAGCCGUCUUGCCACGACCUGUCCCCCUGCUCAUGUCACCCAAGCAAGAGGCCGCCGCCGACAAGAACCAGCUUCCUCCACCUGCAGAUGGAAGGAGAGAUCAGGGCCAGCAAAGCUGUGGAAAGAUGAUGGACAUGGGGCCGUAUUCCGCCGACCACGGCCACGACCUGUCCCCCUGCUCAUGUCACCCAAGCAAGAGACCGCCGCCGACAAGAACCAGCUUCCUCCACCUGCAGAUGGGAGGAGAGACCAGGCCACCAAAGCCUCAACGGUAUGAUGAUGGUGUUCUCCCCGUGGCUCCGAGGAGCUCACGGUUCUUCCCUGCCACACCAAGGGAUUGAAUAUGUUUUGCUGGAAGAAAGUGAGGGGACAAUGUAGUUUUCUGUGGUCAUCGAUGAUCACUACCAAUACUCCAUGACCUACAUAUAGUACACGUGACACAGUUUGCCUCUAAUGCUUCUGUCUGGCAUAACACAGACUUUCUGGCUGUGGUGGUGGUGGUGCUGCUGCUGCCGCCGCAAGGAGGCCGUCCUGCACGAGGUCAAGCUGCUUGGCCCCAAUGGCCAAUUGCGGCGAGCUCGACGCCUCCGUUUAGAACAUGUCGACAUCGGCCCCCAAAGGUUGUGCCAGUACAAGAACUUCAAGGAAGAUCACAAGAAGACUCUUGUGGCGACAUAUUUAGUUGGCUGGGGAAUUGAUAUUUAGCGUGUCAAUACUGUCAUAAACUAUGACAUACAUGAUUACGCUGAUGUACAUACUUGCACAGGAUAUCUGACACCAAGAGGGUGAAUAGUCUUGUGAGUGACAGCCAGAUAUGGACGCACAAUAUGCCUGUGGCUUUGGCUGAGUUUUGCGUGUGAGCCACAUGUAGGUGCACAAUAUGCCCACGGCUUUGACUGCUUACCUCUGCCCUCGCCGCCGUCAUCGUGUCAUGCUGCUCGGCUGUGGACGAACAUGACUACUCGUGUGAUGACACCGAGUUCACCGUGCCACAACCACAGGGGUGGUGAUGUCUCAUCCUCGGCUGCAAUUGCCCUCUGGGACUGAAUUUGUUUUGAGGGAAGAAAGUCAGGGGAAAAUGUAAUUUGAUGUGGUCAUCAAUGGUCAUUACCAACUCUCAAUCAACAGAACAUGUUACACGCGGCAUGGCUUGCCUCUAGCUCCUUCGGUCCGGUGUGGCCAACCCAUUCCUGCUCUGGUGGUCCUGCUGCAGAGAGGUCUAGCUGCUUGGCCCAAAGCCCAACCAUAGCUAUCUCGCCGCCACCAUUCAGAACACGUUGACAUUGUCACCAGAAGAUAUCUGACACCAAGAGGGUGAAAAGUCUUGUGAGUGACAGCCAGAUAUAGAUGUACACAAUGCCCUCGGCCUCGACUGCUUACCUCCGCCCUUGCUCCCGUACUCCCAUCCCGCUGCUCAGCCGUGGACGGACAUGACUACUGGUGUGAUGGUGGUGGUUCACCGUGCCACAACCAGGGGGCGGUGAUGUCUCGACCAUGGAUCCAAUUUCCCUCUGGUUCAACUUGGAGAAUGUGUGGACCGACCAAUGUGGCAUGGACGGUCGAUAAGGCCAGGGUCGUUGCCAUCGUCAAUGACCUGCUUACUAAGACAGAAUGACCCAAGGAUCAAUCUCAGCAUUGAUCGCC
This is a messenger RNA of Lolium perenne, 2180 nucleotides long. NCBI's taxonomy places the organism in Eukaryota, Viridiplantae, Streptophyta, Magnoliopsida, Poales, Poaceae. The record is from RefSeq and is a predicted model, not a curated record.